AUGUCAAACAUCAAUAACUAUAUAUCUCAUCAACUGAAAAGUGAUCCCAACCACCAGCAACAGUACCAGUUUCCGUUGCCUUCCACCCAAAAUAAUGCCUAUAACAAUAUUCCAAUGCAACAAUCACAGUCGUACAGUAUGAAUAACGAAAGCAUUUAUUCUCAGCAGAUGGAAAAAAAUACUAGUAACUCUCACUACAGUUUACUGAGUCAAUCGAAUUUACAGAACCUUCCGUUCAAUCCGCAAAUUUCAACAUCCGUCACUCCAUUGUCGUCUUUGAAUCCAAACUCUGUACCGUUGAUGAUGCAAAAUUCCAACGCAACUUCUCUUUUACCACCAAACAAUAACCAAUCACAGCUUUUACCGGCUUCUGUUGCAAUGACCCCUCAGUUAAGCGUUAACUCUCAGAUGGGCCUAAAUGAUUUAUCUUCACCAGAACUAAACACAAGCUUAAACAUGAAUUCUAACUCAAAUGCAACUCCAUCUCCGAUUGAUACUUUUGGCAAUUAUAAUCCAGAGUUAUCAAACGUUCCCUCUCGAACUGUUUAUUUAGGGAACAUUCCCAAAGAUGUUACUGCCAAUGAAAUUUUAAACCAUGUCCGCUCGGGUACCGUUGAGUCAAUCAAGUUAAUUCCAUCUAAAAACUGUGCAUUUGUUUCAUUCUUGGAUGAAAAACCGGCAACCUUGUUUCAUUCCGACGCCAUCUUGAAAAGGUUAGCCAUCAACAAUCAGGAUAUUAAAGUUGGUUGGGGGAAGCCAAGCCCCGUUCAGCCUGUUGUUGCUUCAUGUGUUCAAAGAUAUAACGCCACACGGAAUGUUUACAUUGGAAACUUACCGGAUGGAAUUACGGAGAAUGAAUUAAGACAAGAUGUUAAAGAAUUUGGUGAAAUCGAUACCAUAAAGUUAUUACUAGACAAAAGAAUAGCUUUUGUCCACUUCACGUCUAUUAUCGCAGCUAUAAGAUGUGUCCAGUCUUUACCUUUGGUGGAGAAAUACAAAGACCGCAGGAUUUUUUAUGGAAAGGAUAGAUGUGCGUUCAUAACCAAAACCCAACAACACAACGCUGCGCAAUACCUUGGAUUAAAUCCAAACCAGGAUAAUUUUCUCACUCAAGUUAACAGAGAUCUAAUUGCCAAUGCAUUAGUCCAACAAUCUAAUGCUGCAGCAAUGAUUGCUACAUCUACCGGUGGUAAUGCAAAUUUAGGCAAUAGAACGAUUUAUUUAGGAAAUCUUCAUCCUGAUUCAACAAUCGAAGAAAUUUGUAACGUCGUCAGAGGCGGUAUUUUACAGAAUAUCAGACUAAUCCAAGAAAAGCAUGUUUGCUUCAUAACUUUCAUUGAUCCAAUUUCGGCUGCGCAGUUUUAUGCAAUGUCUUCCUUACAUGGGUUAAUUAUACACAAUAGAAAGAUCAAAGUUGGUUGGGGUAAACAUUCCGGGCCUUUACCUAAUUCAAUCAAUCUAGCUGUUGGUAAUGGUGCUUCGAGAAACAUCUAUAUUGGUGGAUUAGACAAAAUUCCCGAGAUUGUCUUUUCGAAAGAAAAGCUUUUCAACGAUUUUAAGGAAUUUGGUGAUAUUGAGCAAAUCAAUUUUUUUCAAGAGAGACAUUGUUGUUUUGUUAACUUCACCAAUAUAUCAAAUGCCAUAAAGGCAAUUGAUGGCAUCCGGAAUAAUCCGGAUUACCAGAAAUGUAAGAUUAAUUUUGGUAAGGACAGAUGUGGUAAUACCCCAAGACAAUUUCAACUUGGUAGUAACAGCAGCAGCAAUAGUAACAAUCACAACAGCAGCAUCAGCAGCAACGGUAACAGUAAUGCUAAUACUAACAUCAAUUCUGAUUCUACCACUUCAUCAUACAUUAAUGACGGCCUGUCUACCCAUUUGAAGAACAUCAAUUUGCAAACCAGUAGUACAAAUGCAAAUUCCACCCAGUUUUCUUCUCAUGUUGAACAAUCAAGCGAAGGAGAUGAUGAUGAUGACGAUGAUGAUAACGAAUACAUUGAUGAAGCCAAAAUAAGGUACCAGCCACUAGGUAUUAUUAUUGAUAAACAAAGCAACAGUACACAAAAUAGCAUGAAUGGUCAUUGA
Pichia kudriavzevii is the source of this 2082-nucleotide messenger RNA. RefSeq lists its product as uncharacterized. Gene Ontology annotation, molecular function: mRNA binding. The record is from RefSeq and is a predicted model, not a curated record. NCBI's taxonomy places the organism in Eukaryota, Fungi, Ascomycota, Pichiomycetes, Pichiales, Pichiaceae. Gene Ontology annotation, cellular component: cytoplasmic stress granule. Gene Ontology annotation, biological process: mRNA splicing, via spliceosome. Bases 1 to 2082 code for a protein of 693 amino acids. The transcript has a single exon.